CACUACGGUGGGUCACGUGAUCUCUCAGUGGAGCCUGCUGCCUGUCAGAGAAAGAGCCGCUGAGGCUUCAUCUAGUCGAGUGCUGGUCGUCUGUGGAGUGGAGAGAGCGAGCCGCACAAUAACAAUCAUGGCAAACACAACAGCAGAAGCCGAAACCCGUCAGAGACUCCUGCGAAACGUGAAGAAGGAGGUCAAGCAGAUCAUGGAGGAAGCAGUCACAAGGAAGUUUGUUCAUGAAGACAGCAGCCAUAUCGUCUCGUUCUGCGCUGCCGUCGAAGCCUGUGUGCUUCAUGGAUUGAAGAGGAGAGCUGCUGGUUUCUUAAGAAGCAACAAAAUAGCGGCGCUGUUCACCAAAGUGGCCAAAAACUUCCCUCCGGCUGAAGAGCUGUGCAGAAAAGCCCAGGAACUGGAGCUGGUCUUUGAGAACAGGCGAAGUCAGUCCCUCUCAUACAGCGAGAGCACCCGGAAGAUGCCCAAAGUCCUGAACUUCUCUCCUCAGGCCGUCAGACACGUGUGGAUCCACGCCGCACUCAUUGAGAAAGUGCUGGACAAGAUUGUACUGUACCUGGUGGAAAACAGCAGUAAGUUUUAUGAAAAAGAGGCUAUCCUAAUGGACCCAGUUGAUGGCCCAAUCCUCGCUUCUUUGCUAGUGGGCCCCUGUGCGUUAGAGUACACUAAAAUGAAGACGGCAGAUCAUUUCUGGACAGAUCCUUCAGCUGACGAGUUGGUGCAAAGGCAUCGUAUUCAUAGUGGCCACUGCCGACAAGACUCGCCUACAAAGAGACCAGCCCUCUGCAUUCAGAAAAGGCACUCCAGUAGCAGUAUGGAUGAAAGGCCAUCUCCCUCCCCCUCAGCCAGAGACUACGUGGAGUCUCUUCAUCAGAAUUCCAGAGCGACCCUCCUGUUCGGCAAGAACAAUGUUCUGGUGCAGCCGAGGGAUGAUAUGGAAGCAGUCCCAGGAUACCUCUCUCUGCACCAGACGGCUGACUACAUGACUCUGAAAUGGACACCAAAUCAGCUAAUGAACGGCUCAGUGGGAGAUCUUGACUAUGAGAAGAGUGUUUACUGGGACUAUGCCAUGACCAUCCGCCUGGAGGAGAUUGUGUAUUUGCACUGUCAUCAGCAGGUGGACUGUGGGGGAACAGUGGUUCUGGUUAGUCAGGAUGGGAUUCAGAGACCUCCGCUGCGUUUUCCUCGUGGUGGUCAUCUUCUUCAGUUCCUCUCCUGUCUGGAAAAUGGUCUGCUGCCUCACGGCCAAUUAGACCCACCACUGUGGUCCCAAAGAGGAAAGGGUAAAGUAUUUCCUAAGCUAAAAAAGAGAUGUCCUCAAGGAUCGUCAGAGUCAGUCUCGGACAAAGAAGAGGAAGAAGCGACAGAUUAUGUCUUCCGCAUUGUUUUCCCAAACAGCCAGUCAGAAUUUGUGACUAUUACCCACUCUACUCAUCUGUCUCUGAACUCGAGGGCACUUUGGCCUCCUAAAUGCCAGACACUGGUGAUGCCAAAGCACCACCGCAGCAGCCCGGGAGAGUCUCCAUCCUCCCCUGAGCCCAGCUUGGCACCUGAAUUGAUAGAUCAGGGAGCAAACAUGUGGCACCCGACACCAAGGAAAUCAUCGUGCUCUUCCUGCUCGCAGAAUAGUUUCUCUGAUGGAGCACAGCCCAAUGGAUGCAACCAUGAAAGGACCCCUCUGAAGUUGCUGUGUGACAAUAUGAAGAACCAAAUCAUCUCCCGGGCUUUCUACGGAUGGCUGGCGUACUGUCGUCACCUGUCCACGGUUCGCACUCACCUGUCUGGGCUGGUCAAUCACACUAUUGUGGAGCCAGAUGUGCCCAGUGAUGCCUAUAGUGGCCUCACAACUGAAGUGUGGCAGAAGUUUCUUCAAGACUGCAGUACCUAUGAAGAAAAGGAGUUGCUGCGGCUAGUUUAUUUCGGUGGAGUUGAGCCUUCUUUACGGAAAGAGGUUUGGCCCUUCCUGUUGGGUCAUUACCAGUUUGGAAUGUCGGAGACUGAGAGAAAAGAGGUGGAUGAGCAGAUGCGAGCGUGCUAUGAACAGACUAUGAGUGAAUGGCUGGGUUGCGAAGCCAUUGUUAAGCAGAAAGAGAAAGAACAGCACGCCGUGGCAUUAGCCAAAUGUUCAUCUGGGGCAAGUAUGGACAGCACCACACAGAGAAUAAUGCACCGCGACUCCACUAUCAGUAAUGAGUCCUCGCAAAGCUGUAGUUCUGACAGGCAAAGAGAUUCCAGGCUUCAAAGCGACUCCAGUAGUGGCACACAGUUCAUCACUUCCCAAAAGCCCUUUCCCUGGAGUAGCUUGCUUCCCUUUGGUUUGUUUCUCCAGGUGUUUGAGUCUGUUGAAGAGGUCGAGCAAAUCGAGUCUGAGCCCAAGAACGAUGUUGGCAAACAGGUUUGCAAAAUCUCAAACGGAACCCCUCAAAAUGGCACCAGCUCUCCAGACUCCGGCCACCCCUCUUCCAGAAACUUCUCCGUCACCUCUGGUCAGUCGGACUCCUUGAGUACAGAGGACAGCGGAAUACAUGAGCCAAACCUUAAAAGUCAACCGCAACUAACAGCAUCAAAGGAAAAGGCUGCAUGCUGCGGAGAGGAAGGUAAGGAGACUGAGGAACGUGAGACCAAAAUGGUGAUGAAACAGGGGGUAAGAGAAGAUAAUAAAACUGAGGUUAACAAAGUGUUAUUAGAUGAAGUGGUUACACAGGAAAGCAAAAAGGCCACUGAGGACUCUGAAGUCAAGAUGGAUAUUUCAAAAACAGCCCGAGAUGCCUUUGUGGCUUCUACAGCAGAUCACAGCCAGGUGACCAAAAUGGAAGUGGGCGAAUCUCUGGAGAGGAGUUUGACAUCGGAAAAUGAUGCACUGACACGGCAUACUGAGCCAGAUAUUCCCAAAGCAACAGAGGUCAUGGAAUCGACUCCUCCAGAGCGGAAGAUGAAUGAGACUCGAGUAAGAGCGGACAUCGAAAGGCCCCACAAGGGAAUUAAAGAUAUUACAGCAAUCCGAGAGCAACCUUUGAUAGCAAAAGAUCUUAAGGUAUCAGAUGCACUCGAGCAGAAGGUUGUAGCUGACAUUCAAGUGUCUGUUUCAGAGGAUACAGAGAAAGAAGCAACAAAAACCAAUGAAACAAGCAAAGAUAAUGACUCUAAGACAUGGAUGGAUGAGGAGAACAAUGUUAGAGUGUUGAAACCAAUUGAUGAGAAGACCAGUGAUUUAGCCGAUGAAGCUGGUCCGACAGGAAAAAGAAAAGCAGAUAUGCAAAGGAAAGCUCCUGUGGUUGAGGAGACAGUCCCAUUGGUGCAUGAAGCUUUUAGCAAUAGAAAGAUGAGUGAAGCCCAAGAUGAAACCGAAUCAGACGAGUCUCCCUCUGCCAUCGAGAUGGAAGAGAUUCCUACGGCUAAAGUGUGGGAAAGGAAAAGUUCGCCCAAAAGAAGAACAACUGAGCAAGCAACUAUUCCUGCAUUGGAGCUCCGACUAGAGGAAGCUCAUGGAAAGCUCAGCUCUGAAGAAGUGAACCCUGAGAAGCCAGAGAUGGAAAGUCUCUGCCCACAACUAGAUUCACUGGCUGUAAACACAGAGAAGAUUGAAGCUUCCUCUCCGGUUUCCUCUAUAGGGACCACUUAUUCACAAGAGCUUUUGGACAUGUACACUCUAAAUCUGCAUCGCAUAGAUAAAGAUGUUCAGCGCUGUGACCGGAAUUAUUGGUACUUCACACCUGCUAACUUGGAGAAACUGCGCAACAUCAUGUGCAGUUAUGUUUGGCAGCACCUUGAAAUUGGAUAUGUCCAGGGCAUGUGUGACCUCCUCGCUCCCCUGCUAGUUAUUCUAGAUGACGAGGCCAUGGCUUUCAGUUGUUUCACUGAACUAAUGAAAAGGAUGAAUCAGAAUUUUCCUCAUGGAGGAGCGAUGGACACUCAUUUCGCCAACAUGAGAUCUCUGAUCCAGAUUCUAGACGCAGAGUUGUUUGAGCUGAUGCAUCAGAAUGGAGACUACACUCACUUCUACUUCUGCUAUCGCUGGUUUCUUCUUGACUUUAAAAGAGAGUUGGUGUAUGAUGAUGUGUUCGCUGUUUGGGAGACCAUCUGGGCUGCUAAGUGCGUUUCCUCCAGCCAUUUCGUGCUCUUUAUUGCUCUUUCGUUGGUGGAGAUCUACAGAGACAUCAUCCUGGAGAACAAUAUGGACUUCACCGACAUCAUCAAGUUUUUUAAUGAAAUGGCUGAGCAUCACAAUAUCAAGCAGAUCCUGACUCUGUCUCGAGACCUGGUGUGCAAAGUGCAGACACUUAUAGAGAACAAGUAGCUCUGAAACCUCUCGUGUUCACAGAUGUAUCCCAUCAGCCCUUACUGCAAAACAGGGAACAUUUGACCAAAUCAGUUUCAAGUAGGUAUAGUGAAACAUUUCCAAUGCCAACCAUCUCGAUCUACCUGCAGUCAGUCAGUGUGCAAUUAUUAAGAGUCGUUUGGCUCUUUGAUCAGGUUUUACAGUACAUUACAUUUUAUAAGUAGGUGCUGCUAAUGAGUGCUCAUCCACUGCAUGACACCGAGUUUGAUCUUGUUGUAAAUGCAGUCAGGAUUACUGGGGAUUUUGUAGGCUCCGUUUCAAAACCUAGUGAACUGCCUUGCUAUUUACUGCCUACAUUAACUGAAACAAAACCUCAUAAAAGACUAAGAUAAUGCGAUACUGAUACGUAGCUCACACAAAAAGUGGGUUAUAGAGUCUGUGUUAAAUCAGAUUCAACUUUUAGAUUAAUACACAAGUAUUUAUUGAUAUUUCUUGCAUUGCCUACCAUGAAAUUAUUAGACUGAGUCAUGUUGCAGUGCAUUCUGGGAUUGUUUUCUCCAUACAUGCAGUGCUGCCUUAGAAUCUGAACAGGAGGAACAUAUCAUAGAAGGCAGAAGUGUGCCUAUGGUGCCUUAAAAAAAGCUGCCUAUGUAGAGCUCACUAGGUUUUGAAACAGAAAAGAAGUUCGGAACAGGUGCAUUUUACUGCAAAAGCUGCCUUUUCACUAUCUCUGACAAGCAAAACACGGGCAAGAAGUCUUUCGUUUUGGAUUAGAUUUAGAGUUAUGCGACUGUCCAAUCAGAAAUGAUGUAUUUAAUCAAAACUUAUGAGCGCAAAGUUAACAUUACUUAAAUUUAAGCAGUAUUUCCCCUCAAACUUUAUCAUGAAAAUACUGUUUCUGUAAAAUGCUGGUUAUUAUAAAAGUGAGAGAAUUUUUAUGUGAGAAUUUGACGACAGGACCUUGAAUUAUUAGGAAUAUACCAUAUUAUUAGGAGUAUGAACCAUUCCAAUGUGGUCAUGUCACUGGCUCAUGAACAUUUACUGCUUGUUAUUAAACUAUUUCAUAACUGUAACAAGAGACAAUUGAAUCAAAAGUUGACGUUAAAACAGCUCUCAUAACAUUAUUUAUCAAUAUGUUUUUUGGAUUGUCGUAAGCAAUGGAAAUUAGAAAUGUAAAACGGGAAAUACGCUGGGACCAUUGUUAUUGUUUACAUCCAUCAAAUUGGUCUAUACCAGGAAUAACCAGGGUGUAUUUUCUAAUAAUUUACUGGCUCAAUUAUUCCACUGACACCUAUGGUUACCACUCCUAAAGACACUGUUAAAAACGUUGUAUUUCAAGACAUUUGUCAGCCUUUGUCCUCAAAGUGCUCCUGUGUAUAGGACUAGUUUCUUACACAUCUCAUUCAAAACCUUCUGUUUUGUUUUGAUUAGGGUUUUUGACAGUUUUUAAACCUUGAAAUGACUGAAAUCAUUCAGCAUAGUGACAUGAAACUGUAAUGCAGUGAAAACCUGACUGGAACAACUGUGUGUUUAUCUGAAAAAUAGGGGCUGUUAACAUAUGGCAUUUUUUGCAUUUAUUGCAAAUGCAGAUGCGUGGUAAGCAAGUUCCAAUAGAGAGUGAUGCUCUCUUUUUUUUCCAGGCAGCGAGUUAAGAACAUCUCAACUUUUCAGAAUGCCACUAGUGCACUGCACAUCAUGUGACAAGAACAAACCAAUCAGCUUUUCCUUUAUGUUUUAACUAAAAAAUGUGUAUAAUAAACACAGACUAAUUACCCCAAACAAACACAGAGCACGCAAACACAGCAGCACUUUUUUUCUUUUUACGUAAAUAAAGCAUGUAUCAGAGUUACAGCAAGGGUUUGUUAGUGGUGGCUCCUUGCACUAUAAAAAACUUUAAGUCAGUAUAACAACAAAAAACAUAACCCGUGUUUCCUUUCGCUUUUUCUUGUUCACUCAACCUUUGACAGCAUUAGCUGCACUGACCUAAAAUUAUUUGUCAGUUAGACAAAACAUAUUUAGUUGGGUUAACAUAAGAUUAUUAGUUUUCUGUAACAAAAAUUGUUGUGCCAAGAUUGUGUCAAGAGUGAACAAAAAAAACAAAAACAAACAUAGUUCAAUUGAAAAAAAAAACUAAAACAGAGACAAAUGCAAAACAAAACAUUUAGUAGACUCAGAAUUAGAAACAGGACAGGAGGUAAAAGAACAAUAAAUGUAAACAAGACAAUGAUCAAAACAUGGCAGGAUAAACAGGGAAACAUGCUUUGUAAUGCCUCACAUGUGAAGCAGGCCUUCCUGUUUUUUUAGUUAAACUAUGUUUGUUUGUUCUGAUAUUGUAUUAUUUUUUGUACCAAUUUCCAAAGGGUUUUUUUUCCCUCAACUUCAAACAUUUUAGGUCAGUGCAAUCGAUGUGUUUAAAAGUUGAGUACACGUCAGCGCCAAUGAUUUAGUGGUUAGUGUGUCGACACAUGGCACUCCGGUGUUCAUUUAGACCUGAGUUCGAUUCCCACCUCGAGGUCCUAUGCCAAUCCUUCAACUCUCUCCUCUGUUCACGCUUUCCUGUCUAUACUCUCUACUGUCCUAUCAAUUAAAGGUGAAAAAAGUGUUGCGUACAUGAGAAAAAACGAAAGGAAAUGCUGAAAAAAAAGGUUUCACUCAAUUUCAUGCAUUCCAGUUCUGCAGACUAAAAACUUUCAGAUGGCACUGCUUAAAAAGUUUUGUUACAGAGUAGUUCACAUCUCCAGAAAACUUAUAUACUUCUGUUAACCCAGCUAAAUGUUUUUUGUAUUACUGACAAAUAAUUUUAGGUCAGUGCAGCUGAUGUUUUCAAAAGUUGAGUGAACAAGAAAAAGCAAAAGGAAAGGACUACUGACUGAUUUGUUUACAGUGUGGAGAAGCCAACUGAUGGCGGGUGAGCAACAGCAGAUGCCACAGGAGCACUAGUUCAGUUUGGUAGAGGAAACUGUAGAUUUUCCAUGUAGUUCCAUGUAGAGGUAUUAUUUACAUAGAGUUUUGAUAUGAUAUGUGAAUGACUCUGUGGAAAGUUCACCAGCCAAUCGGAAUCAAGCAUUUAACAGCCCCAUAGUAAAAGUAGGGGUUGUUCUCAGAGAAUAAAGCUCUGCAUUCUUAUUCACAUAGGGCUCCUGUAUAAGCCCUAUAUUCAUCCUGUAAAAACAACUGGCUAGAUGUACAUUAUCCUGAUAAUUACACAACGACUUGCCAAUGAAAUAAACAAAUAGACAAAAAAAUGAAGAUCUAAGCUGCUAUAAUUUACUAACUCUUUAUUAAAAUGUAAUGCUUGCCAAAAGAUGGUGCCAAACAGUCAAGAAUAAUGAUGUGACUGAUAAGCAUGUAUAUGAAUAUAGUCACUUACAGUCAAGAUCAAAGGUGUCCAAAGUAAGGUCUGCGGGCUAAAGUUGUCACAUGGUAAUUUUUAAUUUGGCCAUCCCAUCAUGAAAGAGAGGGAGAAUGAUGGGGAGUUGGUUGGGUCAAAUGCCUUUGACAGAGAUCAUCAUUUUGAAUUUAGCAUAAUCUUUUGUUUCUUUGUUUAACUGAGGAGCUUCAAAAAAGCCAACUAAAAUAAAUGUUUCAUUUAAAUAAUGUAAAUAAGAGAGACUUUUAAAAUGUAAAUGCUGUCAGAUAGAAGACAAUUCACAAGACAUUGGUAAGCAAAUCAAGGCAAAGGCAGGAGCAGGUCGACUAGUUUACUCAGCAUUAAACUCCAUUGUGUUAUAAAUGGAAUUGUUUAUGUUUUUUUUAUUGUAAUAAAUUUAUUGUAAAACUGUAAAAAUUAUACCACAUCAUUAAUUAAUAUGUUUUAAAGCAACAUUUCUAGUUAAUUUUAAAUAUUAGAAAAUGGACUAGGAAAUUAUCCAUGGCAAAUUUAAAUGUAAUACGGCUUGGUAUAUUUAACUUCAGCCCACAGCCCUCAAUCAAGUUUGGUUUUUAGCCCUUUAUAAAAAAAUAGUUUGGGCACCCCUGGUCAAGAUGAUUCAAAGUACCGAGAUUGACCUGUGUUAUUAAUUUAACCAAUUGAUGGAAUGUCAUGAUUCACCAAUCAGGAGCAAAUGUAAUAAAUCAGAGAGCCAUAUAAUAAAGUCAUUUAAUAGUUAUUUAAAUUACUUGGCCUGAUAAAUUCUACUGUUUUUAUUUUUGACAUGUAUUGGCUGUUAUUUUAUUUUUGUGUGGAUAUAUUCACACAUUCAUUUAUAUUCAUUAUAAUCGCUGAUUUCAAAGUACCCGGUGAUUGCCACCAGGGUGUGAAAUGUGACAGUCGUGUGUAAAUGUUGCAGAUGGUGGAAAGGUGGCUUAAGAGGCGGUCACACUAGAUUUCAUGCUCAGUUCACUUUCAAUUUUACACAUGAAGAAGAGCAAGUGCACACUUCAACUCUUGGGUGACUGAAUUUUUUUUUUCAGGAAAUAAGUUCAUUGUUCAGGCUGCAUUUAAUUGAUCAGAAAGACACCACAGACAGAAAUAUUACAAAAUAUGAUCAUAAAGUGUCUGUUUUCUUUUUUGAACAUCUUUUAUUCCUGUGAUGGCAAAGAUGAAUUUUCAGCAUGUCUUCAGUAUCACAUGAUUCUUCAGAAAUAAUUUGAUUAUGCUGAAUAUUAUCAGCGCUGCUUACUAUUUUUGUGGGAAAUGUGACUAUUUUUUCAGAAGUUCAAGAGAACAGUAUUUAUUUCAAAUAGAAAUCUUUUUAAUACAUUAUAAAAACUUUACUGUCACUGAAUUUAGUGCGCUAAUCUUAAAUACAACAAUCAAUGUAUUCAUUUCUUUUUAAAUAACACCUACCCCAAACUUUUGAAUGUUAGUGAACAUUAAUCUAAAUGUCAUCUUGCGCUAAAAACAAACUGAGAGAAGCUGUUUGGUUUUUAAUGCUGAUAGAUGAUAUAUUUAUUCAUCGUUUAUUAAAACACUGGCCCUAGAGCAUUACAUGUCCUGUUACAGAUACAUGUUGUGGCAUAUGUAAGUUUGCAUGCUUCAAAUGUAGUGUGACCGCAAUCUUAAAGCUCUCGUAGGACCUGCAGGCUUUGUUAGUAUUCCAAUGUGCCACUUUUAAUAAACGAUCCAGAUUCUAAAGUGUAAAACUGUAGCAGUAGGGGGCGCUGUGCUUUUCAGACUUCUGCAUGUGUUUCUGUAAGCCGCUUAUAUUUCCGAGUCGGUGUCUUAACUGUGAGCCGUUUCACUAAAAUCAGAUCAGGUCUUUGUGUAUUGCGCAGUAUAUUAGUGGACAAUACCAAUAAAUGCCUCUAGCUAUUAGAUAAUGACUUGAAAAAUCAUGUCAGUAGAUAGUUUUUUUCCCCAUUUUGUUUCACAGACUUGAUGAAUGAUUUGGGAUUUCUGUAAUGUUUGUGUUCCAGUUAACCGGUGUCAUGUUUUCAGUCACUUUAUGAAAAUCUGCCAUUAAAGUUACUGAUUUUAUAGA
Danio rerio (zebrafish) is the source of this 9711-nucleotide messenger RNA. The record is from RefSeq and is a predicted model, not a curated record. Lineage: Eukaryota; Metazoa; Chordata; Actinopteri; Cypriniformes; Danionidae.